AAAACAGAACCGUUUUUUUAUAGUUUUUUAUUACAACAAACUAUUUUCGUAAUUCCCCGGAGCGCCGUACUUUUAAAAUAAUCUAAUGAUAAGUGAAAAAACCGACAAUUAUUGCGAGCGAAUUAUUAUAAAACGUUACUAAUAUUAAAUUCGAACUUACUGUACAAAACUCAGUGCAAAAAGAUUAACAACAACAAAAUGAGUUUAGACGACGGAAACACGGACGAAUACGUCGUCACGGCCCUUCAGAUUUUUCAGUAUUGUGGAGUAGAAGCCGGCAGUACUUUACGCGUUGAUGCUUUGAUGGACCAGUUUGCGCCUUUCGUGAAAACAAACAAGGCAGAGUACAGCUAUCUCAGAUCUCUGCUGGACCCAGAGCAGAGCAAUCCGGAGAUAACAGUGUCUAUGCUAGCCAACAGCCUCAACAAGUACAGUGAGAGUCAGAAGGUCAAGGUUGACUUGGAGGAGAGUUUUAAUCUGAAGAAUGGCCAGUUGCCACAUGACUCAGAUUCAGGCAUAUCUACUGAUGGUUUCCAGCUGCUAGAAGAGCUGCAAUGCGAGUUGCGCGAGAAGUCCCGUUUAGCUCAGCAAUUGCGAACUCAGCUAGACUAUACCGACCGUCAUCACGAGGAAGCAUUGGCCACAGUGACUGCUGAGAGAGACUCGCUGCGGGCUCAUCUCAAUAUGUUGCGUGACGAAAACAUGACGUUGACACACGUAAGACGCGACUACGAAGACGUGUGCGAAAGCCUUGGCUGCAGUGAAAAAGCUCUUGACGAGUCGAGGAGAGAAUUGGAGUGUACUCGACGACGGACCAAAGUGCUCACAGAACAAGUUGCAUUAUUGGAGAAUGAGAAACUGAACCUCCAAGAGCUGCUCGCAACGUCUAAGGACGAAUGCCACCGCAUCAACGACAUGUACGCUAGCCGGCAGUCCUCCUUGCUGGAGAAGAACGAGACACUUCGCGCGGAGCACGCGGACCUCUCCUCUAGGAUGAGGUACCAGGAGGAGUAUAUGCAACAGCUCAUCAAGGAAAAGGUGGUUCUAGAAAUGGAAGUAAAGGACAUGCUGAACAAGUCCAACCUGCCUGUACAUCAUAUGGAGCGCUCUAUCGACGUUAGCUACACUGAAGACCAAAUGCUCACAGCGCUGGACAGUCUUAAUGCUGACAGCAGAUUCCCGCAAGACGGCCGCCUGCUAGAUGAGGAAUCGUUCGUAAACGCUCUAAAAGAAGACCAAGGCAUACCCACGAACAUGUCCCUAUUCGACGAAAUACGUCUGAGUUUUUGCAACAUGUCCAGACAUAAUACAACAGAUCUUAAUUUCACACAACCAAUAGAAAAACCUGUUCUUGACGAUUUUAUAACUUCUUCCACCCAAACAGACGAUAAACUUUAUUACUUAAAUGAAAAUGAGAUUUUCAAAAACUGCAGAUGUAAAAUAAUUUCUGAUGACGCUUUAAAUGUUUCCACACAAACAGAUGAAAAUAUUACAGGAAAUGAGGGUAAUUUAAUAUUAGAUACAAAAUUUUGUCUAAACAAUAAUAGGCAUAAUAAUAAUUUUAAAUUAGUUACACCAAUACUCGAAAACAAUAAAAAAUCGAAAGAUAAUGUUAUAUUGGAUGCACAGAUUAACGAAUACAAUAUCGGAGCUAAAGGUACGUUAAUAUUCUCAACAGAAAUUAAUAAAAAUAAUAUAAGAAGGCAAGAUAAUGUAAUAUUAUUUGAUACAAAAAAACAUAAUUUCAGAAAUAGAAGUAAUGAUAAUUUUAUGUUAGAUACAAAGAUUAAUCAAAAUCAUAAUACAGAUCCGCAGACAAAUGACGAUAUCAUUAAAGAAAAAGAAAAAUGUUUUGGUAAAUUUUUUGAAAAUCGUAAGCAACUAAGAUCGCUCUCAGCACCAAACGUAGGUAUUCUUAAAAAGGGACCUAAUCGUUUAAGGCUUAAAGAUGAUAAUCGCAAACUAGAAACAAAGGAUGAAGCGACAAAUACUUCUUUUCAUGUAUUCGAAGUUUUCAAAGAUAUAGAAGUAAUGAAUUAUGGAACACAGACCGAAGAAAAUAAGUUUGAACAUACUGCCAAUAACAAUGACGUUCAGGUUUGCUUUGAGUGCACCAAAUGUUUUGAAUGUGAGAGAACGAAAAAAUACGUGACCAAAUUGGAAAAAGACAUUCGCUGUUCAAAUUUGACCAUAACUGAAAUGGAGGUGAAACUGGAUCAAUACGACAAAAAUCUUAACAAUUUAAAGAGAUAUGUAGAUGAAGGUGACGAAAAGAAUAAUUUCUUGAAAGCCGCUGCGGAUAGUCUGAAGGCCAAGCUGGUUUUACUAGAAGGUGCAUGUGCGAAUCAAGGGAAUAAAAUCGACCGGCUGUUUUGUGAUACUUGCUGCGCUGAAAUUCAAACUGAAAGUGAACAAUCAACAGUAUCAACUCAAGUGGAAAUUCCGUGUGCAGACUGCGUGAAACGAAACACUCCGCACCGCAGCAUCAGGAGGUACUUGUGGGAGCCGCUAAAGAGUCUAUUCCAGUUAUUCGCAGUGCUUUGCUUUAUGCUCGCGCUAUGGCUGCUGUACGGAGUGACGCGUCGCUGGCGCGCGUGUCGCGACCCUCUGCCUUGGAGCUGGCUACAGCCCACAGACCUCCUCGACCUGUUCCUCACCAUCGAGUAUGUCUCUGAUGUACCAAUGUGACUAUAGUGAACUCAAGCCAGUGAACAAAGUGAUGUGCUAGUGAUAAACCAGUGUAAUUGUGUCCUAAAGUGGCCAUUAAAAGAUAAUUAAUUUAAUUGGGUAGUCGAAUAAAAAUAAUCCAACCCCUUUACAAAUAAAUGUGACAUAACAUUGUGAUGAUGAAGUGUGACAAAAACUGCAAAACAAUUGCAACAUCAUGCCACUAGUACGACUCUAAAUAUUUCAAAACUAUGGUCCAUUGACUAUAACUUGUUGCCUAUCUUAUAUAAGCUAUAUAAUAUAUAAGGACAAGUUUUAGUUAAUGUACUCUAUCUCAAUGCGUGUUGGAUCCAUUUCCUUUACCUAAGUCUAGUUCAGGAUCAAUAAUCACAUUACCACAAUCAAUCAUAAUAUUGAUGGUUUAAUGGUUGCCAAACAUUUCAUCUGCUGUUGAUUUUGUUAUGUCAAAGGUAAAGGGUUCACCAAUAUCCUUUUUUUUUUGUUACGACUCCAAAAUCUGUUAUUCUCAUGUAGUUAUGAAUGAAAAAUGAUUUUGCAUUGUUAUAAUUAGUAUAUGUGUAAAUAGUUCCAAACUCCACUUGUUGAACUUUUGUCAUCUUGCUUCCUUAAGAUAAACAAAUUUUUGUUAUUCCUGUUUGUUAUACUAAGGUGUGUAACCCCUACCUUCUUCUUUAGAUCUGGUUGCAGCUAACAAACCAUUUUAUAAUCUUCCUUGUUUCCAUCGUUAGAACCGAAAGUUGUAAUGAAAAAACCAAUGUUUUUUGUUUGUUGCUUUACUCUUUGUUAGUCAGAGAAAAGUAGAAAGUUUUAAAGAAGGAAAGCUACCCCAUUUCACCCCCUAGGAAUGUAUUUCUGAAAAUAGUGGUUUAAUCUUGUAAUUUGCACAACUUUUCUCCAAACAUCUUCACUGUUUCAAUAUAUAUCACAUUUAAUGAUGUCACAUCUAUGUGUUGUAUUGUAAUAUUGUAGAAAAAAUAUAUUUUGUAAAAGAAACAAAACAAUUCAGUUAAGCUAAUAAUGAACCAAAGUUUACCAAGAAACUUUAAAGCUCGCCACUCUGAAUUGGAGUAGCAUGGUGGGUUAAUGCGUUCUGCUAUAAGGGUUACGAAGGAAAUGGAUCAUUAUCAGGCUGAUGAUGAUGACAAAAAGUUCGCGUAUUCUACGUUCGCGCUGGUUUUAACUUGACUUGUUUUGUUAGUUUGGGUUGAUAACUUUUUUGUUGUCGGAGUUCACACUCCGGAGCAAGCCUCAGUGUUCUUUUCGCGAAACCUUCCAAGGACUAUAGCUCCGUGGUCAAAGAUAAAAUAAUAUGUCAAUUUGCUUUUGAUUUUAUUUUGUUUCAAUAUAAUUUGUUGUAAUGUGUUUUCUUAUCUCAUCAAACACAAGAUUUUGAAUUUUAA
Messenger RNA from Pararge aegeria (speckled wood butterfly), 4088 nucleotides. RefSeq lists its product as uncharacterized. The record is from RefSeq and is a predicted model, not a curated record. The coding region runs from base 199 to 2688 and encodes 829 amino acids. The transcript has 11 exons. Lineage: Eukaryota; Metazoa; Arthropoda; Insecta; Lepidoptera; Nymphalidae.